This is a messenger RNA of Anopheles funestus (African malaria mosquito), 2047 nucleotides long. Its product is annotated as arginine kinase. Lineage: Eukaryota; Metazoa; Arthropoda; Insecta; Diptera; Culicidae. Gene Ontology annotation, biological process: phosphocreatine biosynthetic process. The record is from RefSeq and is a predicted model, not a curated record. The coding region runs from base 132 to 1202 and encodes 356 amino acids. The transcript has 3 exons. Gene Ontology annotation, molecular function: creatine kinase activity.
UCGCGAAGCGCAGUGCCGAAGUUCGACCCCUGGCUGGGAAUAAAAUCAUCUCACCGCGAUCACGCACUUGUUCAAUUUCGUUUGAAAUCUCGUUGAGUUCGGCGGUUGGAAAAAGAAACAAAUCAGACACCAUGGUUGACGCAGCUGUACUGGAAAAGAUGGAGGCUGGCUUCGCCAAGCUGGCUGCCUCGGACUCCAAGUCCCUGCUGAAGAAGUACUUGACCAAGGAGGUCUUCGAUGCUCUGAAGAACAAGAAGACUUCCUUCGGCUCGACUCUGCUGGACUGCGUCCAAUCUGGUUUCGAGAACCCAGAUUCCGGCGUCGGCAUCUACGCUCCGGAUGCUGAGUCGUACACCGUGUUCGCCGAUUUGUUCGACCCGAUCAUUGAGGACUACCACAAGGGCUUCAAGAAGACCGACAAGCACCCGGCCCGUGACUUCGGUGAUGUGAAUGCCUUUAGCAACGUUGACCCGACCGGCGAGUACGUCGUGUCGACCCGCGUCCGUUGCGGUCGCUCGAUGGAGGGCUACCCAUUCAACCCCUGCCUGACCGAGGCCCAGUACAAGGAGAUGGAGGAGAAGGUUUCCUCCACCCUGUCCGGACUGGAGGGUGAGCUGAAGGGCAAGUUCUUCCCGCUGACCGGUAUGGACAAGGCCGUCCAGCAGCAGCUGAUCGACGAUCACUUCCUGUUCAAGGAGGGCGAUCGCUUCCUGCAGGCCGCCAACGCGUGCCGCUUCUGGCCGUCCGGUCGCGGUAUCUACCACAACGACAACAAGACCUUCCUGGUCUGGUGCAACGAGGAGGACCAUCUCCGCAUCAUCUCGAUGCAGAUGGGUGGCGAUCUCGGCCAGGUCUACCGUCGUCUGGUGACCGCCGUCAACGACAUCGAGAAGCGCAUCCCGUUCUCGCACAACGACCGUCUUGGCUUCCUGACCUUCUGCCCGACCAACCUUGGCACCACCAUCCGCGCCUCGGUGCACAUUAAGGUCCCGAAGCUGGCCAAGGACUACGCGAAGCUGGAGGCUACCGCCGACAAGUACAACCUGCAGGUCCGUGGCACCCGCGGUGAACACUCCGAGGCUGAGGGUGGCAUCUACGACAUCUCGAACAAGCGCCGCAUGGGACUGACCGAGUUCCAGGCCGUCAAGGAGAUGUACGAUGGCAUCACGGAGAUCAUCAAGGCUGAGAAGGCGGCGCAGUAAGGUGUGGUGCUGAACACUGCAGCAGCCCCCUUUCCUUACACGACGUUUCCUCUUACCGACACACACGAUGAUACACGACGAUAAUAGCCGAUGGUGAUAUGGAUUGGAUGGAUGUGUGAUUCCAGCCGAAAACUGAACUCAAUACCCACUGAACAAAAAACACAUCCACACACCCGCGUGCGUUCCCCCGCCACUCUCCCCUUUCAACCUUUCUCGUUCGCCCUCGUUAUGCGUUCCUCCCUUCCGUGACGGAAUCGUUUGAAUGAUGUUUUUGCUCUUGACGCGUGAUCUUCGUACCACGCGUAAAGAACCUUCGCGUAAACGGCGAACAUUCCCACGCGGAAGUAACACGGCAUUACACCAAGUGUAAUAGAAGGACAUCGUACUUGUGUCGAUGGGGAGGGAAGGAUCCAUACCAGCGUUACGCUUCAUCCUCCCACAUACCUUGCACAUUGAUGUGGGCUCGGACUGAAACGUAUGGUUUUGUAUGUGUGUGUGUGUGUGUAUGUGUGUGAACAGCAACGUAUUUAUUAAGACAUAAUACUGCUGCAUGGACAUAUUAUGCUCCAUAUGCAUCGAGGCGCGCAGGAACAAAGGGAUAAUCAAAUAACAGCUGGCUGUUGUAAAGGGGGACCGGUGAUCUAACUUUACAAGGGGAGAUUAAGAGCGGGUGUACACAACAGCAGCAAAACACGCUCUCGCACAGCCAACAACAACAGAACAACCGCCAGCACACAUAAUAUUUGCGAGUAAAAGUGGUAAAGAUAAACCAGGAGCAAAACACACAUUUAAUGGAGUAAGCAACAAAGUGAAUUAAAAAUAAUAAAAAAAAAACAAACAAAAAA